AUGUCCAGCGUAUGGGGGGACCAAGAGGAAAUCGACCUCUCAGCUCCCGCCCUCCCGCAUGGUCAAAGUUUCGAAGCCGAUGGGGAGAUCCUUUUCUGCGUCUUCCGCGACUCGAUUGACGCGGCUAUUCCAGGCAUUCUUCCACUCAACACGGUCGUGGAGCAGGCAUGGACCCGACACCCGAAUUUCCUUCCCGUUAUGAUUCCGACCUCUGACAAACAGAACAAACGCGUUCUCAUCCCCCGGCUCGAAUUCGUAGACUACGUGGCUCCUGACACUGGCAGACGAGACGCAAUAUCUCCCAGCUAUGGCCCCGAUAUCGAUUCAGAGUCAGACCCUUAUCUUCGUCGCAAACAUCCCCCAUAUGAAUGGUUCAUGUACACAACUACUGCCCAUGAAAUUGUUGAAGCCAUGCUUCCCCUCGACGAGGAGCAUAGUGGCCCGCGACGGCUUCGAUACCUGGCGCAGCAACUGAUCACCUUUGGCUUUCGAUCCACUCAACAUGCCAAGGCGGCGCCGUUGUUAGGUCGGGCAGUAGCAUAUACUUUGCAAAGUUGGUGCAGCAUUCGCAGGCUCGAUGAAGACGAGGUGUGGACGGAAAUGUCGAAGUUAUUCGAGGAUGCGAUUGGUGAGUACACCUUCUCGAUAUUCUCCGACUUCUGGAGGACUGGUGGUGCUUGCCGUAUGGCACUGAGCUGUUGCAAGACCUAUUUCGAGCUCAUGCGUCGGGGCCAGCGUCUUGCGCAGCUACUCGGCUCCCUCUUUGCGUACGACUUACUGGACCCUAUGACUAUCUGUUCUGCGAUCGAUAUCUUGAUCUCUCCCGCAAACUCUUCGAUCUAUACUCUCAAUGCUCUCGCUGGCUUGGUCUCUGGGAUCGUGGACACUCCGCGCCCGUUCUGUUUCGCUCAGGAGCUAGUAGCCAGACGUGAUCAGAUAGUUCGAACGGACGAGGACGGACGGUAUGCCAUGUGGUGUCCAGGCUCUGUUCGCAAGUUUGACGCGGACCAACACAUCGUGUGGGUCAGACAUUGGUUAGACCGAUGGCUGGAGGUCCAGCAGCGUCAACUUCAACAGGACCGAGAUCACCCAAUCCAUACGCUCAGGUCAUCAUACGGAGAGUAUGAUCCAGAUGUCGUCGACCUGUCCUCUCCACUACCUUCACCUCAUCGCGGCCUCGACCCACAGGCGCCCGCGUUCACGCCUCGCCUCAACUUCGCCGCUGCGGCAGCUGCCACGUCGCCUGUCGUAUUGUACAACACAGAGAACAAUUCCCCCUCGUCGAUCGCUACCCGAACAGAGUCUUCCAUUCACAUGGUACGGCGAUCUGCUCGUUACGAAGAUGCGGUCUCUCCUUUGUCAUUGUCCUCUCCACCACGCGGCGCGACCCCCACGCGGAGACCCCCUUGGCUCACCGACUCAGACGACGAGGCCUCGGGUUCGUCUGACUAUGCGGACUCUCCUCACAGCGGGUCUAUCUAUUCCGACGAUGACGACUCCAUUGGCAGCUACACACCGAGUCUCGCCGCUCAGAUGUCCGAGGAGGACGAAGAUCGAGUAAGUCCAGCCCCAUCUGCCGUCGUCAGCGAGGAUUCCGUGGAAGAGGUAUUCCAUUUGCCUGCUAGCCCCACGCCUGCACAAGGAUCGCUGGCGAGGGCAAGGGAGAGGUUGGCAGAAGAGCGGCGCCGUUUUGGACAGGCAGUGUUCGAGGCUCAGGUUGGGCACGGUUCGGGAGAUUCUGGAUAUGCUGACUCCGCCGAUGUGUCAAUAGAGGGUGAUUUCUUAGGGCAACCUACCGGGAUGAACGAACAAGAGGGCGAUUUACCGGCCGUUGAGUAG
This is a messenger RNA of Stereum hirsutum FP-91666 SS1, 1839 nucleotides long. RefSeq lists its product as uncharacterized. The coding region runs from base 1 to 1839 and encodes 612 amino acids. The transcript is spliced from 3 exons. The record is from RefSeq and is a predicted model, not a curated record. NCBI's taxonomy places the organism in Eukaryota, Fungi, Basidiomycota, Agaricomycetes, Russulales, Stereaceae.